UUGCCAGGAAAGUGCAGAUCUCUGUCCUCAGGACAAAUACUUAACCUAUAACAGAAUAUUGCAUAUACAGUGAAUAAAAAGCUACUUGAUGAAAUAACAGCUAUUUCUUUUUACCAUGGAUAAUCCGCAAAGUAAGAAGCAGUUUGAAUAAUCAGGACCAAGUGUGGGAUGGCUGAGAGUGUACCCACAAUGGAUAACUCUGAUGAUGAGGAGUUCUAUGAUGUACCCGACUCCUUCCUUGACCCAUACAGUCAGGACAGAGAGAACACUACACCAGCACCACAGUCUGACUACGUUCCUCCACCAGGAGAUGUAAGAGUUCUCAGUGCUGACCAGGAGACUGUUUCUCUUGGCUUUUCACUCACUGAGACCUCUGUUAGGUAUAAACUGCAAAUAGAUUACUCCUCCUUACAGAGGAGCAGUUUGAUCAGAGAGGACUCCAGCACUGUGACGGUUGAGGGACUGAAUCCUGGGACUGAGUAUACUUUCAGCAUCAUAAGGAUUGCUGAUAAUGGAAAUCAAAGCAAAGCAACCUCGCUAUCUGUCUUCACAGAGCCCAGCCCUCCUGCAAACAUUACAGUCGACCAGAUAAGCAGUGAGUCACUGUCUCUGAGUUGGGACCCACCUGCUGGUGAAGUGGAGAGCUACACUGUGACCUGUUGCAGCGAGGGAGAAACUGAACAAGUGUUGACAACAGAUGCAAACAACCUGACUUUCAGCAACCUGAAGCCAGGGGUGUGUUACUCCCUGCAGGUUUCUGCACAACUUAGGAAUGGAAGACGAAGCAAGCCAGCUGUAACAGCUGCUGGCACAAAGACACACCUACAGAGCUUUUUGAAGGACUUGGGGUUGGAGCAGCACUACACAGAGAAGCUAUCCCUGAACACAAUACUUCAGAUUGACAAGAGGACCAUCUCUGAUGAAUCCAUCAAGUGUAAUUCAGAUCUUCCAUGGUAUUUUCUGAAGAAACUGAUGAUGGUUAAUGUGACAGCUAGGAAUAUGAAAUGUACAGCUGCAUGUGAGUCAUAUUGUGAUGAUCCGUCAGGGAAUACAGAGUUAGGUCUUGAUGAUCUAUUUAACAGUCAACAUUCAGGUGACAUGUUAAACCCCCUUGACAUAAUCACUGCUCUCUUUCUGUGGUCUGAUGGUUUUGUACAACAGGAAAUGGCACUCAAAAUGUCUAUGUGUCAGUUUUCUGUGCCUCUGUUGCUUCCCAAUUGUGACACAAAGCAGUGCACACUCAUGCUUUGGGCCAUGAGAGACAUCGUUAAAAAGUACAGACCUCAGUCACUUUCAGAGUCCAAGGGCUUCAUUGAACAAAGAAUUGUUCUCUCUGAACUUCCAAUGAUAUCUUUUGUGAGACUGGGUGAGUGCUCCCUGUCCAAGUCAGGGAUCCUCAAUAAGCUUCUGAGCAAUUCUCAGCAGUACCAUGAUACCUUUGUUCACUGUAACAUGGAGUGUGGUGACAGUCCAAGGAGAAUAUCCAAUGGACUGGUUGAAAUGACUUGGUACCUUCCUUGUGGGAACAAAAACAUGGAUAUUUUCAGUGAGCCAGUAGCUGUAGCUAACCUUCGUGGAGACAUUGCUUCAUUUGAAACACAGUUUUCUUUUUUGUGUCAGACAUCAGCAGCAGUUUUUGUGUUCUUUGACAAUUUGGACUCUGAGUGCGAGCUGCUCACCAACCAACACCACAAGGCACAGAUCUUUUUGGUAGGUAACCAUCAAAGUAAGCACUUCAGUGUUGAUGCUGUAAAGAAGGUGGCAACCAAGUUGGGCUUGAACAACAGCAACAUCCUUUUACAGACUAAGCAAAUGAAUGAUGCAGACUUUGUCAAAAACUUGCAGAUAACAGUCAACAAUGUAGUUGAGUACUCAAAGAUGAAGAUGCAGAUUGAGCAGAUGGCUGACAUUGCCUAUGAACUGGGAAUCUUGGUUGAUGAAGACUCUUCAGAGUGCCAGACUGCCAAGAAAAAUGCAGAUGCCAUUACUGCAGAAAUUCAAGACAUCCUUAAAUACAAAGACACUCAGCUACCCUUGCAAGGCCAAAUAUGGAAGGAACUGACUCGCUUAGAGAAGGAACAAUUUCGGCUUCGAAAUGUUGGGUUCCAGAACGUAGAAAACUACAAAAGUGACCUUGAGAUACAGAAAACAGAACUUAGGGAUAAACAGAACUCUUGUGACAUGUCAAAUGCAAUGACAUGUUUUAUCACCGCAAUAUCAAGCCCAGGGGUAGAGAGGUGCUAUUUCCUGAAAUGGAUGCGAAUGAACCUUGAUAACAUAUCUCGAGGAAAAGUGUCUGGCCUUCGGGAGCAGUACAAAAAGAAAUGCAAAAAAUCUGAGAACAAAGAGGAGAUCAAAGAAAUUGACAGACAACUCUCCAACAGCUCACUGGGGACUGAACACUUCUUCCGUGAAAUGGGUCAGAUCUAUGAGGCUUCACUGUCUCUUCCAGAAACAGACCCAUCACGUAAACAGUUACAACAUCUGCCCAAACUAUGUGCAGAAUUGUUACUUGAUGGAUUUCCUGAGCUUGUAGAUGGAGAUGCCUCCAACAUACCUCUCAGAUGGGUGAGUGACGUCCUCUCUCAGCUCAAUGGCUUGGUGUCUCCUAAGAACAAGAUACUGGUGGUCACAGUUCUUGGAGUUCAGAGCACAGGAAAGUCUACUCUCCUCAACACCAUGUUUGGAGUGCAGUUUGCAGUCAGCAGUGGUCGAUGCACUCGAGGUGCCUUUAUGUUGCUCAUCAGAAUCAGUGAAGAUGUUCAAAAAGUCCUCAACUGUGACUUCAUGGUGAUCAUUGACACUGAGGGCUUAAAGUCACCAGAGCUUGCACAACUGGAUAAUAGCCAUGAGCACGACAAUGAGCUUGCAACACUUGUUGUGGGGCUGAGUGAUAUCACCAUCAUCAAUAUCGCAAUGGAGAAUUCAACAGAAAUGAAAGACAUCCUACAAAUAGUUGUGCAUGCUUUUCUCAGGAUGACAGAGGUGGGCAAAAAGCCCAAAUGUCAGUUUGUCCACCAGAAUGUGUCGGAUGUUUCAGCUCAUGAGAGGAACUUACGAGACAGGAAACUGCUCUUGCAGCAGUUAAAUGAGAUGACCCAGGCAGCAGCCAAAAUGGAAAAGAAAGAGGAGAGCAUGAGCUUCAGUGAUGUGAUGGAGUACAGUCCAGACACUGGGAACUGGUACAUUCCUGGACUGUGGAAUGGAAACCCACCAAUGGCACCAGUCAAUGCAGGGUACAGCGAAGCUGUAUAUGAGCUCAAGAAAAAUGUCAUCCAAAUUUUGGGACGUUGUGAGUCAUCUGCUAAUAAUAUCUUGGAGUUUACAAAGUGGAUGAAAAGCCUGUGGAAUGCAGUAAAGCAUGAAAACUUCAUCUUCAGCUUCAGAAACAGCCUGGUGGCUGAUGCAUACAUGAGGCUGUGCACAGAAUUCAACAAAUGGGAAUGGGAAUUCAAAAAAGAAAUGUACACAUGGGUUACAAAUGCUGAGACAAGAAUUUCCAAUUUUGGCAAAUUUGCUGUGGAAUCUGAGAAACCUGACAUGAGAGAAUUUCUUGACCAUUUGAAAAGUGAAGUGUGCACAGUGCUGACGGAAUGGGAGACAAAGCUUCUUGACAAUUUGUCACAGUACUUCAAGCAAACAGAGGGUCACGUCUAUCUAGUUGAAGGAUACAGAGAAGACUUUGCAAACAGUGCAAAGACCCUUCGACGAGAAAUGGAGAGCUCUGUGUUUAAUCAACUCACAGCAGCAGCUGACAUCAGACAGGGAAUGACAGAACUUGAUCAAAUCAAGGAGAACCACACAAAAGAAUUAGAGGGCAGAGUGUGUGCACUGAUUGAAGAAUGUCGGGGAAAAAAUGUGGAGAUGACAGUCAAAGAGUUGGACAAAGAAUCUGAUAAGAUGUGGAACAGAAUGGUGAAGGAACUCUCCUUCUCUAAGCAAAAGCCUGCUGAUGUCUUUGCAAGGGUGUACCACUACCUGAGAGAAAAUCUAAGACAUAGGGGAAGUCAUGUCUGUCAAUUGCUCAUUAAAAAAACCCUGACAGAAUGUGGACUUGUUCCUUUCAAAUAUACCUUGGAAGGCUCUUUCGACCAGUUGAGACAUAAAAUCGGCAAGUGGUUCAACAUUGAAGAUCACAUAAAGGCUGUACAUCAAGUGGCUGACAGUAUCAUAGCAGAUUGCAAACAGUUUGUGACUGGAAAAGUGGAAAGAAAAAGCAAUUACCAUGACACUUACAUUCAGGAGAUCCUCCACAUGAUUGACGAGAAGCUGCAAAACAAUAAGGAAGUGAAGACAGAUGCUGAGUUUGAAGUUUCUCUGAAACAGCACAUCUGUGGAGAUGCAGCCAGACAGUUUCAGAAAAUGCAUGAAGAUUUCAUACAUGAGAAUGAUCCCUACAGAUGUCUGAAUGAAAACAAAGCUAAGUUUCGAACUGAUUUUAAAGAUGUGUUCCAUGAACGAGACCAGUGCCAGAAGAAGGCAGAAGAAUUCACAAACUGCUGCCUGAAGCCUGCAGUCGAAGACUUUGUCAAGCGUUCCUUGGGUCCUGAUAUCAUUGGUGAAAUGAUGACAAGCCAGCAGUUCAGCACACGAAUAUACCUCCAGUAUACAAUUUUACUGGAUUUGCUCACAAAGGAUGACUUUGAAAGCUAUCUGAGCUACAUUGGCUCAUAUGAGUAUUAUGUAAAGAAAUGGAUCCUCGACCAAAUAGUAGAACGCUUCUCAAAAGGGUCUACCAUGUUUGAGCUUGAGUAUCGAAAUCUCCAGUUUAGCAUGAGGAACAUAACUAAUGCUAUCAACAAAGCUAAAACCAAAAAGAGUGGCAACUUAAGAACAUUUGUUGAAGAUGUCUGUCAGGAACUUGGUGAUAAACUGGUCAUUUCCCAGGAUGCUCUUGGUGCUUUCAUGAUCCUGAACAAUGCCAACCCGGAACAGUUUGCUCACUGGCUCACUGACUGUCUGAAGGACAUGGCAGAAGCUCUCACAGAGAAGUUUAAAGAAACAAACAUCCAAACAAAACUAAAACAACUCAGUGUGAAUCCUCAGAACGAGCUUUUCACCAAACUGAUUGGAUGUGGUAAACAGUGUCCAUUCUGCAAAGCACCUUGUGAGGCAGGAGGAAAAGACCACACUGAGCACUGGACAUCAUUACAUCGGCCACAGGCUCUGGGUGAAGUCAGGUUGCGUGGGACAUGUGGUACUGACAUAUGCUGUCACUCUGUGAUCAGUAACAGUUAUUUUUGCUGCAGUGCCACAAAUGGUAUUUGGCACCCUUACAAGCGUUACAAAGAAAUUUUUCCUGACUGGAAAAUUUUUCCAGACGCAAGCCUUCAGGCAUCAGACUACUGGAAAUAUGUACUGGCAAGGUUCAACAAUAAGUUUGCUGAAGCAUAUAAUGCAAACCCUGCUAGCAUACCUGCUUCAUGGAAAUGUAUCAUACAUAAGCAAGCAGAAGCAAGCCUCAAAGAAUGCUUUAAUAUCAGGUGAGAGACUACAAGCUUUGUGGUUAUAGAGGUGCACAUCCUACUAACAUGCAUUCACAAUCAUUACAUGGAUAUUUACAUUUUACUUGUUUAAUAUGACUUAGAGGUAGAGCACAAAUAUUAACAUGUUGUCUAUAAGAUGAUCAGGUUGAAGAUAUUGUCAAUACAAAGUUAUUUGCAGCUGCAGCUUACAAAUACAAUAGUUCUAUGUUUAUGUUUAUGAGAAUACUUUUAGAUACUGUUUGAUACUUUAGGACACAUACUAACGUUUCCAGUUUGAUUAAAUUUGAGUUUGAAUUCAUGAUUUUGUGUGAAAGAUGAAUAUCAUUAGAAUGUAAAUGCCAAGAGGUACAAAUGGCGUAUGUAAUCUUUUAUUGAUCAUUUUGUUUCCGUGGAGUGUCUGAUGUCAAAUAUUUACAACAGUUGGUCUUUUUUUUUUUUUUUUUUUUUAAAUCUGAUUAGGUAUGAUAUGCAGUUGUUUAAAAGAAAGUUAGAAUCAGUUUGCUUUCAUUUCUGUAAAGUAUCUGAUGCUAAAUAUUUUUCACUGUAUUAAAAGAUGUCAAGAUGUGGGUUAUACGUGAGACAGUUUUUUUCUUGCUUUACUGGCUUAUAUUAUUGAUUAAUUUAACAUUUGAAAUGUGUGUUUUUAUUUAGAUUUAAGUAGCUCUACACUUUAUGCAGAGCAUAUUUAUGAUUUAGAGUUUGGGCCAGGAUUGUCUGCAUAUGGCUCUCAACAUUUAGGUGGCUGAGCCAGUUGCUAGCAGCUAACAGUGCAAACAGUGCCAACAAGGUAACAGUGUUGGCAGAGCUAACGUUUCAGAGGGUGGGUGUUACGCUUCUGCAUCAAUGCUGUGCCACCACCAUGGGUUGAGAUGGGGUUAUUAGUGGUAACCUCCAUAUACACGCAGUGCAUAAUGGCAGCGAUUAGCUAGCCAGUGGGAUACACACAGGGACUCACAUGCAUUGACAUGCACGGGCAGCCGGACUAGUUACCACAACAAAGAACAGAGAAGCUUGGAUUAUAACACACACAGAGGUAGUGUUACUAUAUUAUCUGCUCAGGAGGCCACGACUCCACUAUAUCUUUACUGAGCAAACAGCUGUUCAGUGCUUUAUUAAUGUUCUGAAUGUAUAUAUGACAGAGUGUCAGUGUUACUCUUAGGCCACUUAAUGUCCUCAGUCAGAUCUGUGGGGAACUGUCAUCCAUGUAAUAAAAGCUGUAAAUGGGUCCUAUUGUAAAAUCUUCCACCUUUGAUUUUUACUCAUAAUAAAUUGA
This is a messenger RNA of Epinephelus fuscoguttatus (brown-marbled grouper), 6759 nucleotides long. RefSeq names its product interferon-induced very large GTPase 1-like. Gene Ontology annotation, molecular function: protein binding; GTP binding. Lineage: Eukaryota; Metazoa; Chordata; Actinopteri; Perciformes; Serranidae. The record is from RefSeq and is a predicted model, not a curated record.